CCUAUAGUAGUUCCCUUUUAGAAGUUCCCUGUACUAAAUGUGAGGAACAUCAGCGUUUUUAACUGACAACUAGUGUGAGCUUCAAGCUUUCUCUGUGUGGUCAAAUGUUUUAUUUCUGUUUGGGGAGUUUCACAGGAAGUGUCUUGUUAUGCUUUGUGGACAUUGGUUGAUGUUAGAUUAGAGUACUGGACUCUACACCAAAGUUCUCAUGGAUACCUCCAUUUACUUCAAUUUUUUGGUAAAAGCUGUAAAAAAAAAAGAAACUUGCUCUUUCCUAUGAGCUAAAAAUAGUUUUUUAAAUGUGUAAGGGCUCCUACAUGCCCUGUUGAGCCAGUUAUUGCACCUGCUUCUUCCAACUUCCUUAAAUGAGCAAACUUUUCUGUAUGUUUUACCCGACUGGUUUAACAGCAAUCCAGCUUCAAGACGUCUUAUUUUGAAAGUGGAAAUUAAAGAUACAGUUCUAUAAACAUAAAUGUGCAAUAAGAUUAUCUUUGAAAUAAAAAAAAAAAAAAAUAAGUGUUUUGAUUUCAAACAGCAUUAGGGAAGUGUUUGUACUUAAGAUUGGCAUUAGGCAAAACAGGAUGUUAAAUGUGGGUCAAUAGUGUGGCGAAGGUGAAUCUGUUCCAUUUUAUUUUGCUUUUAGCUCCCUCUUGUGGAGAUAAACUGGAAAUUAUGAACAAUAAAUAUUUAAAUAAGUUAGGAUAGCUUUAAAUACAAUCUAAAUUAACCAUCUUUAUACAUUUAUUUAGUUUUAGAGAUUAUUUUUUUUCUGUUUUGUGUCAUUGUAAGUUUAGGUUGUUGUAAACCUGCAAAGUUGACGUCAUGUUUGGACAGAAAAAAAGAGUUGUUUAGCAACAAAUGAUGAAUAUUUGAUGAACUUUUUCCAGAAGAACAAGAUGACGGGAGCCUGGCAUUGGUGAACGAUGUGCAAAUUCUAUUAUUAGCCCUUCUGUGUUUCAGCAGCUGUCCCUCCAUCCUCCCACCCUCUCACGUUACCCCUCCCCCCCUCCUCCUCCUCUCAAACCCUACUGUGCCGACUGACCCCACCCCUCGAGGUCGCCCUCCCCCUGGCUGCUUGGGGUGUAUUUGGUCCCGGCAGACUCAGGUCUUACCCCUUUCUCAGGUCAGGCGGCGACCGCUCCCGUGGCUGAGCGAAGAUUGGAAGGUUAACCAGGCCCAGAGAGGAGUGCUGCAUGGUUCCGCUGCCCUAUGAGCAGUUGUGUGAUGAAAACAAUCCCCCAGUGUUCCAGCGCUCACCCUUAAAUUCCCCCCGUUCUUCAUCACUUCAACUAGCUCCUCUUGUCUCAUCAUUCCAUUCAUUUUCCUUCUCCACACCGUCCGGCUUAAAUCCAUGACUUCUGGCGUGCCGCCAUGGCAUACAAAUCGCGCUUUUCUUUCUGGGAGCAAAAGGUCAAAGUUGACAGCAAGCCAGAUUCUGAUAGUAAUCAGCCUCAAGCAGUCAGUAAACCUGUGGUAGACGCAGCAAGGAGUCCACAAUUGGCGGCAACAUCAGCUGAAGCGCCGAGCAGUCACGCUGCCAUGGGAGGUCCGGACACCCCGGGGGAGCAGGAGAGCAGCGGCAGUAAAAAGGUGGUUAGGGUUGUGAGGAGAGUCGUUAGGCGUGUGGUUCCUGCUGGGACGGAAGAGCAGAACCACUCCACCGUUUCCACGACCGCCGCCGCCGACACAAAACCUAGAGCCGCAGUGGAGGAAAAGGAUGAUAUAUCCAUGGGCCUGACCAGUUUAAUGGGCAGAAGCAGAACCAAGGAGCACCGCCCUCGAAUCCGCCCUCCAGACCGUAAAGAGGAUGCAAAAGAGGAGGUGAAGCAAGAGGAAGACACGACAAAGGUGGAGGAGCAGGAGGAAAAAACGGCUCCUGACAAACCAGAGGAUGCCAAACCGGCUGCCGCUCCAAAUCCUGCACCCACCAAGUCUAACCUCCUCACCCCUCCGGCAGGGUUUAUUCCUCCACCCAAAUCUGAUCCGCUGGCCCCACCUGCCGGUUUUAUUCCCGCACCCAAGCAGAAUCCAUUGACUCCUCCACCUGGUUUCAUUCCUGCCAAAAAACCAAGUCCGGUGCUUCUUAAGCAGAAUAUUUUGACAAGACCUCCAGGAUUCAUCCCCGUUCCAAAAUCCGAUCCGCUGGCUCCUCCUGCAGGAUUCAUCCCGAAGCCCCAUCCGCUAUUUGUGAAGAAACCAGAGGUAAAGGAGACCUCUAAAGCAUCCUCUGGUGCUCUGCCCCAGUCCUCCCAGAAUGAUCAGGACACUGUUCCUCCUCCUGCAAAGGCUCCAGAGCUGACUCCCUCUGAGGAAGACUACAAGCGCGUGAGGAAGAUCUUCGCUCUAGACGGCAAUAAUUCUAAGCCUGUUGAGGACCCUGUGGCCAUCCUUCAGGCAGCGCACUCAGCUGCAGCUCAGGGAAAGACUGAGGAGCAGCUAAAAGCGGAAAAAGCCUGGUACGGCACUGAGAAAGUAUGGCUCAUUCACAAGGAUGGAUUUUCUUUAGCAACUCUGCUGAAGACAGAGGCAGGCAGUCUGCCAGAGGGGAAGGUGAAAAUCCGCCUGGAGAGUGACGGGUCUUUAUUGGACGUGGAUGAAGAUGAUGUUGAAAAGGCAAACCCUCCAUCGUUUGACCGAGUAGAGGACUUGGCCUCGCUGCAGUAUCUGAACGAGUCCAGCGUGAUGCACUCCCUACGGCAGCGGUAUGGCAGUAACCUGGUGCACACAUAUGCAGGCACCAACAUGGUGGUCAUUAACCCUGUUGGAGCCCCCUCCAUGUAUUCUGAGAAGGUGAUGCAAAUGUUCAAGGGCUGCAAAAGGGAGGACACCGCCCCCCACAUUUACAGCAUUGCACAGGCUGCUUACAGGAACCUCCUAACCACUCGCCAGGACCAAUCCAUUGUCUUGCUUGGCAAGAGUGGCAGUGGAAAAACUACCAACUGUCAACAUCUCCUUCAGUAUCUAGUUACCGUUGCUGGAACCACCAACAAGACCUUCUCCGCAGAGAAAUGGCAGGCGGUCUAUUUGGUUUUGGAAGCUUUUGGGAAUGCCUCUACUUGUCUGAAUGGGAAUGCAAGUCGCUUCUCCCACGUUGCUUCGUUGGACUUUGACCAGGCGGGCUUGGUGACGUCUGCUUCUAUCCAGACUUUCCUUCUGGAAAAGAUGAGAGUGACUAGAAGACCGGAGGGGGAGUCCACUUUUAAUGUCUUUUACUACCUGAUGGCUGGUGUAGAUAGUUCUCUUAGAACCGAGCUGCACCUCAAUCACUUUGCUGACAACAGUGCUUUUGGGAUUGUGCCUCAAGCUAAGGCAGAGGAGAAGCAGCGGGCCUCCCAGCAGUUCUCCAAGCUGCAGGCAGCCAUGAAGGUCCUGGGGAUCAGUGCUGAUGAGCAGAGGGCCCUCUGGCUAGUUCUUGGGGCCAUCUACCAUCUUGGAGCUGCAGGAGCUACUAAGACUGGCAGGAAACAAUUUGCACGUCACGAGUGGGCCCAGAAGGCAGCCUACCUGCUGGGCUGCACCCUGGAGGAGCUUUCCUCCUCCAUCUUCAAGCACCAGGCCAAGGGCACCCUGCCCAGAUCCAGCACCAUCCGCCAGGCCGCGGACGAAAAUGGCUCAGCAGAUGCAGGAUCCAAAGCUACAGCCAUGGAGUGUUUGGAAGCCAUGGCAUGUGGACUCUACUCUGAACUCUUCACUCUUAUCAUAUCUUUGAUAAACCGGGCCUUGAAAUCUAGCCAACACUCCCUGUGCUCUCUGCUGAUUGUGGACACGCCGGGCUUUCAAAACCCCAGGCUGGCAAAGCGCGAGUGUGGCACAACCUUUGAAGACCUAUGCCACAACUACACCCAGGAACGCCUGCAGUCUCUUUUCAACCAGCGUACCUUUGUUCAGGAAUUGGAAAGGUACAAAGAGGAAAAUAUUGAGCUUUCCUUGGAUGAAACAGAGCCCAGCACCUCUCAUUCAGUUACAGUAGUAGACCAGACCUCAAGUCAAGCUCUGGUACGUACAGUUCGGACAGAUGAGGCGCGGGGUCUGCUAUGGCUCAUGGAGGAGGAGGCGCUGCAGCCUGGGGGUUCAGAGGACACACUGUUAGGACGACUUUUUAGCUACUACGGUCCAGCCGAGGGUGAGAGUAAAGGUCACACAGUUCUCCUGAGGAGCGAUAAGGAAAGCCACUUCCUGCUGGGCCACAGCCACGGGACUGACUGGGUGGAGUAUGAUGCCCGUGGGUGGCUGAACUAUGCUAAACAGAAUCCCGCCACUACAAAUGCUGUGAGCCUCCUGCAGGACUCCCAAAAGAAGAUCAUUAGCUCAUUGUUUAUGAGCCGGCCGGGUGGAGCAACAGUGUUGUCGGGCUCCAUCGCCGGUCUUGAAGGUGUUUCACAGCUGUCGCUGCGAAGGGCUACUAGCAUGAGGAAGACCUUUACUACAGGUGUAGCUGCUAUCAAAAAGAAGUCCCUGUGCAUCCAGAUAAAGCUUCAAGUGGAUGCUCUUCUUGACAUGGUGCGGAGGUCCAGGAUUCACUUUGUGCAUUGCAUAUUGCCUAAGGCAGAUUCUCUAAAGGCUCUUAGCGGAUCCCUGUUCAAAGCUGGGGAAUCCGAAACUCAACGAGAAACUGGCGACCCGGGCUUGAUGCAGCUGGAUGUAGCGUUGCUCCGCGCUCAGAUACGAGGAUCCAAGCUGCUUGACGCUCUGCGUAUCUACAGGCAAGGGUACCCUGAUCACAUGGUGUUCUCCGAGUUUCGGCGACGCUUUGAUGUGCUGGCCCCCCACCUCACCAAGAAGCACGGGAGGAAUUACAUUGUGAAGGAUGAGAAGAGAGCUGUGGAGGAGCUUCUGGAGUCCUUGGAUUUGGAGAAGAGCAGCUACCACAUGGGUCUGAGCAGGUUGUUCUUCAGAGCUGGCACCUUGGCUAAACUGGAGGAACAGAGGGAUGAGCAGACCAAGCGCAAUCUAACCCUGUUCCAAGCUGCCUGCAGAGGUUACCUCGCACGGCAAGCCUUCAAGAAGAGAAAGAUUCAGGAUCUAGCUAUCAGGUGCAUCCAGAAGAACAUCAAGAAGAAUCGCGGCGUGAAGGACUGGCCAUGGUGGAAGCUCUUCACAACAGUACAGCCCCUCAUAAAGGUCCAGCUCACAGAGGAGCAGAUGCACUGCAAAGACGAGGAGAUAAAGCAGCAGAAAUUGAAGUUGGAGAGAGUGGAGAAGGAGCGAAAUGAGCUGAGGCUGAACACGGAUCGAUUGGAGAGCAGGAUUACAGAGUUGCUCACCGAGCUUGCUGAUGAGAGGAGCACCAGUGAGUCAGCUUCCCAGUUGCUGGAGACGGAAACUGCGGAGAGACUCCGCCUUGAGAGGGACAUGAAAGAAUUACAGGCUAAAUUUGAUGCAAUGAAGAAACAGUUGGACGCUCAGGAAAUGGAGCUAAUGGAAACGAGGCUAAUGAAAACAUCCGAGCUCAACGGAGAGAUGGAUGAAGAUGAAGAUUCGGGAGGCGAGUGGAGGAUAAAGUACACCCGAGCCAUUCGGGAAAUGGACUUCGCCAAAAAAAAACUCCAGCAGGAGUUUGAUGACAAGCUGGAAACAGAGCAGCAGAGCAAAAGACAACUUGAGAGAAAGCUGGCUGAUUUGCAGACAGAUAAUGAAGAUAUGCAGCACUCCGUGCAGCAGCUGAAGAAGAAGAGCCAGAAGCUGUCUGCCGAGCUGCAAGACACCAAGCUUCAUUUGGAGGGCCUGCAGAGCCGCAACCACGAUCUGGAGAAGAAACAGAGGAAGUUUGAUCUGGAGCAGAACCAGGCUCAGGAUGAGGUGCAAAGAGAGAAGACCCAACGGGAGAAACUGGCCCGAGAGAAGGACGCCAUGACCGGCGAGAUAUUUAACCUCCGCCAGCAGCUGCAGGACAAGGACACAGAGCUGUGCGCGGCGAAUGUCAAGCUGCAGCAGCUGGACGCAGAGAUGCAGGAUAUGUCCUCUCAGGAGUCCAAGGAUGAGGCCUCGCUGGUCAAGGUGAAGAAGCAACUUCGCGACCUCGAGGCGAAGAUCAAAGACCAAGAAGAGGAACUGGACGAACAGGCCGGCACCAUCCAAAUGCUGGAGCAGGCUAAGCUGCGGCUUGAGAUGGAGAUGGAGAGGCAGCGGCAGACCCACUCCAAAGAGAUUGAGAGCAAGGAUGAGGAGGUGGAGGAAAUCAGGCGGUCCUGCGGUAAGAAGCUCAAACAGAUGGAAGUACAGCUGGAGGAGGAGUACGAAGACAAGCAGAAAGUCCUGCGUGAGAAGAGGGAGAUGGAGUCCAAACUGCUGAUUUCUCAGGACCAGGUGAGCCAGAGGGAUGUGGAGACGGAGAAGAGGCUGAGGAAAGACUUGAAGAGAACCAAAGUCCUCCUCGCUGACGCUCAGAUUAUGUUGGACCACCUGAAGAGCAACGCCCCCAGUAAGAGGGAGAUCGCUCAGCUGAAAAAUCAACUGGAGGAGUCCGAGUUCACUUGUGCAUCGGCGGUGAAAGCUCGAAAGAGCAUGGAGGUUGAAAUAGAGGACUUGCACAUCCAAAUGGAAGAUGUCAUCAAAACAAAGAUGGCGUUGGAGGAACAAGUCAGCCGUCUGCAGAGAGAGAAGAAUGACCUGCAGUCUCGCAUGGAAGAGGAUCAAGAAGAUAUGAAUGAGCUGAUGAAAAAACACAAAGCUGCAGUUGCACAGUCUGCCAGGGACUUGAGCCAGAUCAGUGACUUACAGGCCCAGCUGGAAGAAUCCACAAAGGAGAAGCAGGAGAUCCAAGAAAAGCUGCAUUCACUGCAGGGCCAGUUAGAGUUCCAGGAGCAAUCUAUGGUUGAGAAGUCGCUGGUGAGCCGUCAGGAGGCCAAGAUCCGUGAACUGGAGACCAAGCUGGAGUAUGAGAAGACGCAGAUCAAACGCUUGGAGAGUCUUGUGGGUCGCCUGAAGGAGAAUCUCGAAAAGAUGACGGAGGAGAGAAACCAGCACAUUGCUGCAGAAAACAGGGAGAAGGACCUGAAUAAACGCAUGCAGAGGCAGAUAAGAGACGUAAAAGAAGAAAUGGGCGAGCUGUCCAAGAAGGAGGCCGAGGCGAGCCGCAAGAAGCACGAGCUGGAAAUGGACAUCGAGAGCUUAGAGGCAGCAAAUCAGAGCUUACAAGUGGACCUUAAGCUGGCCUUCAAGAGGAUAGGGGACCUGCAGGCUGCCAUCGAGGAUGAGAUGGAGAGUGAAGACAAUGAGGACUUAAUCAACAGUUUGCAGGACAUGGUGACAAAAUAUCAGAAAAGAAAGAACAAAACUGGGGAUGAGACAGAUACAGAUUCGGAAGUGGAGGACCGCGUGGAUGGAGUUAAAUCUUGGCUCUCGAAGAACAAAGGCUCCCACAAAACCCUGUCAGACGAGGGAAGUCUGAAGAGCACCAGAUAUGCGGCAAAUGCAGAUGCCAAGGAGGUGAAAGAAGGUAAGGAGAAGAUGACUGACGGGAGUAAAGAUGAAAAGGAGGUAGAACAGAACAGAUCAGUGUCUGUCAUGAGCUCCCUGAGCUACAGGAAGCGCUCCAACCUCAAGGACUCCAUUGGGGGUACGGGAGACGAAAGUUCCCUGUUCAGCACGCUUAAAGAGCAGCCUGACACACCAGACCUCUCCAUCCUUCGUAAAGCCAAGUCAAAGUCCGGAGAGCUCCAGGAUAACAGGAGAAAGAACCAAGCAGAGGAAGAUAUAGAUGACAAAGGCUCUGUGAUCUCCUUGGCCUAUUCUGAAGCUGCCAGCAGAGCCAGGAAGGGGUUUGAGUCCCGCUGGACAUCCCGCAGCAGCCCUGAAUUUGAUAAGGAGUCUAUGGUGUCCUCUGUGGCUCCGAGCAGAAUCUCUACCAGGAGAGCCAUGUUGGACAUGGACGAUGACAAUAAGUCGACUAUUAGCAGCGUGAGCCGCACUAGCCCCCAUUCACUUCACCGCAGCACCUCCUGGAAAGAUGAAAGAAGAAGCAACUCUCGCUUAUCGGUCGCCCGUAGCUGUGGCCUCAGUGAAUUCGGCCUACACGUUGGUGAUGAUGAUGACGACCGUCAGAGUUUGGCUUUUGGAGAAGGUGGAACGUCUCCUUACAGUCCUCGCUCCCACAGUCGCAGUCUAUCCACUCCAGCUCAGCCGCGAUCCUCAGACAACAAUCAGCCUGACACAUCCGACAUCAAACCAGUUACACAUCGGAACUACUUAGACCCCGACUUGGAGGCUGCCAUCAAUGAGGUUUUGAGCUUCAAACCCAUAAAGUUCAAGCGUAGCAAGCUAAAUGAAUCUAGUGGUGAGGAGGAGGGUAAGAAGGUUCAAGGAAGCGAGGAUAGUAGGCGCAAGGGAGAAGAUGAGGGUCUGGCCCGGAGCACAUCAAGUCUGCUGCGCCCGAGGUCAAGCUCGGUUCAAGAUCGCGGCAAACGAGGGUCCAGCUCCUCCCGCAGUCGUAAAGAUAAGAAAAGAGUCUCGUUGUCGGACUCCUCUUCCUCAGAUGAUAAUCAAGGCAGGAAGAGCAAACGAGGGAAGAAGGACAAGAAGUCCAGGAGGAAAUCAAAGAAGAAGCAGAGCGAAUCAGAGGAUUCCUCCUCCUCCUCGUCUUCGUCCUCGGAGUCCUCAGAGACUUCCUCCUCAGACUCGACCCUCUCCUAUCGAAGUUCAAGUAGUGUCAAAAGGGUCACAAAACCUGCAAAGGAGGACGAUGGGAAGGAGCUUGACGAUCAUCCUAACAAGAAAGAAACCAAGAAGAAGCAGAAGAAAGUGGAUAGCCUGAUGAUGAAGUAUCUCUACAAGCCCGAUAGCGACUGAUACCAACAGAAGAAGCCCCCCUGUACACCGGAGACACCCGAGCCUUGGCAGAUCCGAUGAAGAGGAUGACGUGGACAGAGAGUCGAGCAAGCAGUCUGACAGGGAGCUACAGUGAAGCCUUAUUGACCGAGAGCGUGUCGUAACCCAAACUCUCGGGAGGGAAACUCUCCUCACCCUCUAACUAUAUUACCACUGCUGGGCCGGCGAGAACAGAAGAGACGGCACGCGGACAUUUCAUCCGGAUCGUUAUAAACUGUGCCGCUUCAGUUCUUGCUGGCAGAAGACAUCGAGUCACUCAUACAUACCAUCAAAGUUGAGGACUAUCAGAGGAACUUUCAUCCACUGCUUUAUUUAUAAGAGCUUCUUUUCAGACAAAUUUAAGCACUCGUCUGCACUCUUCCUCUUUACACUUAGCUUUGCCAAGAGGAUUUAGAUAAGCCUCCUCUGGCUGGAUUUCUUCAAGAAGGUCUGACCAACUGUUAAGGUUAUCCUUAUCCUCCCCCUUUUUUAUGUGAACUAGCACUGAGGGAGGAAUUAACCCAUUUUCAAUUAAUUAUCUUGCUGUAGGUUUACCCGCUUGUUCCACGUUGAGAUAUCUGGGCUUUCAACAAAGCGAUUGAUUGAUAACUGAAAAUAAUCCCUAUCAGCAGAACGGUGACCACUUCCACUGCUGUGGUAGUAAGUUUGGAGUUUUAAAGGUAUUUAUGGAUUUUCUCUAUAUAUUUGGAAUCUGAUGGUUUGCAUAAUAUUCAAGUAAAAGAUUUUCUAAAGCUACUUAAAAAACUAUAUUUAGGAAAAAGUCCUACUUCUGGUUUAUCCUUAUUAAGUGGAGUUCACGCUAGAAUGCCUCUGGUUUGUUUCAAAAUGAAUAAUUCUUGAAGUUCAAAGGGAAUUCAUUUAUUUGGUGUUCUACAGGAGUUUCUCACAUGGCUUGUUAGACCUUUCAGAUACAAAAAAUGAAUAGAAUAUUUCUUAAGGUGCAUAAGGUGGGGAUUUCUUCUGUUCGUGAUAAAUGACUGCUCCUUUUAGUGUUGUUUUUUUGCAGAACAGCUCUGAAUCUUUGCAUUUGUUUGCAGUAUUCUUUGUGUUACUGGUCUCUGCUGCAAACUACUGCAGUGUGUCUCAGUGUGUUACUUUAACAAGGUGCCAAAUAUUGUUGUGGAAAUCAUGCAACUCCACUCUUAUGUGUGUGUUUAUUAAAGUGGGAAUAUUUGCAUUUGAUCAGAGUUUUGAUUUCAGUUGUCAAUAAAAUUAAAUAAUAUGCACAUUUAUUAUUUUGUUUAUGAAUAACUGCAUUUAAAUUCUUCACAGGUGAAGUAAAAACAACGUCACCCAAGUAUAAAGCACUAAAUCCGAGCUUUAACAGUUUGUGUUAAACCAAUAAUAGGAUCUUAUCUUUUUGUGCUUCUAUACCAAAAAAGAUGGCGUCAUGUGAACUUGAUUUUCUGGUUAGAUUAGCACAUAGUCAUUUUUGGAAAAGCCUUAAGGAAUAUGCACAUUUUUUUUUUAGUAUUUUAGGACUUCAAUGGCCUGUAUUUAUUGCUCAUUAUAUCUUCUGAUGGUUUCUGCUUUCCACCCCCUGACAGAGUUGCAAAAAAGAAACUUGUUCAGGAACUUCUGUGUCUUGCGUAACUUUUUCAGUGUUUGCAUAAGAAUCAGACGAAAAAAUAAACUGUCUUCUUUUUUUUUUUUUGCUAAUAAAAAUAUCUAAUAUUAUGCUUGAAAGAA
Oryzias melastigma (Indian medaka) is the source of this 10515-nucleotide messenger RNA. Its product is annotated as unconventional myosin-XVIIIa. Gene Ontology annotation, cellular component: myosin complex. The record is from RefSeq and is a predicted model, not a curated record. The transcript is spliced from 47 exons. Gene Ontology annotation, molecular function: cytoskeletal motor activity; ATP binding; protein binding. Lineage: Eukaryota; Metazoa; Chordata; Actinopteri; Beloniformes; Adrianichthyidae. Bases 1372 to 8787 code for a protein of 2471 amino acids.